AGAAAAGUAAAAGUGGGGCUCAUAUAAAAUUGACAAAGCAAGUAGCUUUGUGGAGCUACUUGGCUUCACAAAGCAACAAGCUAAAUUUGUCUUCAACAAUAAAGCUACUAGCUCUCAAUAUGUAGGGUGAAAUUGAGUAUUUUAUUUAUUUUCUAUAUAAGGUUCUAUUCAUGUCUUCACACUUUUUUUUUUUCUUUCUACUUUUUUUUUUUAAAAUUAAAAUUAAUUCAUUGAUUUAAAGUCAUACGACAUCUACAAUAAAAGCAAAAUUUAAGCGCGAAAAAAAAAAAAACUUCCCCCAAUAUCCCAUGUAGUUUUGUGGUUGCCAAGAAAAGACAUGGAGUUUUGUACAUUGUGAAGCAGAUAAUUGAGAAGUCAAUUGAUAUAAUUGCAAAAAAACGAAAAAAAAAACAGCGGGUUCAUUAGAAACAGGUUAAAUAACAAUAAAUUACAAAAGUUCGGUUUUCUAACCCAUGAAGUUUAAAUGUAAUGGUUGGAAAUAUAAUCUGGAAGCUUAAACUAUGCUCUUCACCAAAACACAUUCAUCAACUUCAUGGAUUCCUCGUUUGCACAGGACUUUACAAUGACAACAUCAUCCUUUCCAAAUUCAUUGAAGCUUGUUCAAGAUUCAAUCUUUUCUAUUAUGGGUACUCUGUUUUCAACCAAAUAUUUAAACCCUCUGUUUAUCUUUUCAACACCAUGAUCAAGUCUUUGUCUUCCCAUCAUUCUUCUUCUGAAGAAGCUAUCUUUCUCUUCAACAACAUUCGGUUUUUUGGCCUUUUCCCUGAUUCUUACUCUUUCCCUUUCGUGCUUAAGGCGGUGAGCCGGCUUUCGGAUGUUAAUGUAGGGAAGAAGGUUCAUGGGCAGACUGUAAAAUCUGGGUUUGAGUUAAAUAUUCAUGUUGAUAUUGCCAUUGUUAAGAUGUAUUCAUCAUGUGGGUACUUAAUGGAUGCACGGAAGAUGUUCGAUAAAAUGUCUAGCUCGGAUGAUGUUGCAUUGUGGAAUGCGAUGGUUGCUGGUUAUGCUGGUAAUGGUGAUAUGAAUAGUGCUUUGGAAUUGUUUGAGAGGAUGACUGAGAGAAAUGUGAUCUCUUGGACUACGUUGAUAGCUGGAUAUGUUCAUGUGAAUCGACCUAAGGAGGCGAUUGAGGUGUUUCAUAGGAUGCAAGUUGAGGAUGUGGAGUUGGAUGAGGUUGCUCUAUUGGCUGUUCUUUCAGCUUGUGCAGAUUUAGGGGCGCUUGAGUUAGGCGAGUGGAUCCAUGAUUUCGUUGAGAAGCGUAGUUUGCGUAAGAACAUACCUCUCAGUAAUGCUCUUGUUGAUAUGUAUGUGAAAUCAGGAAAGGUAGAAAAGGCUUUGCGUGUUUUUGAGAGUAUGCAAAACAAGAAUGUAGUGUCUUGGACAACUAUGAUAGUAGGAUUGGCCUUCCAUGGGUUAGGAAGGGAAGCAUUGGAGAUGUUUUCUUGCAUGGAGAGAAUGGGAGGGAGGCCAAAUGAAGUCACUUUCAUUGGAAUUCUGUCAGCUUGUAGCCAUGUUGGGUUUGUCGAAUUGGCGAAGUCAUAUUUCAUGGCUAUGAGUUCCAAGUAUGGUAUCACGCCAAACAUUCAACACUACGGUUGUAUCGUGGAUUUGCUCGGCCGUGCUGGCUAUCUGGAAGAAGCAGAGGAUCUAGUCAGGAAGAUUCCCUUUGAUGGUAAUACAGCAGCGAUAUGGGGAUCGCUUUUAGCUGCUGCUAGAAUGCAUGGAAAUUCCUCCCUUGCUGCAAAAGCUCUGCACCACCUAUCAAUUUUGGAACCUGAUAAUAGUGGGAACUAUGCUCUUCUUUCCAAUACAUACGCUGCAGUUGGAUGUUGGAGUGAAGCUAGGUUGGUGAGGAAAGCACUGAGGAGCUCAGGUGUAAAAAAAAACCCUGGUGAAAGCUCCAUUGAAAUAAACGAUUGCAUUCAUAGCUUUGUUUCAGGUACAUUAUCACAUCCCGAGUCUAAGGAGAUUCACGACAUGCUUUGGGAGAUAAACCAGCAAUGUACAUUGGAAGGUGAUGGGCAAAAUAAAGAGGAACAAUUGUUGAUGGAAUGAAUGUGGACUAUGAUAAUCAAUGCAUAAAAGACAAGUGCUGAAGAAGUAACACAUUGGAGUCCUGGAGACACAUGAUCAAUCAAUCCAAAUGCUAUAGUUAUAUUGGAGAGACAUCUGAAAUGAUUUGCAUGCUUCAAAUUCGAUGGUAAUAUGAUUAAAGCCUAUGAUGCUUUCAGAUGAGCAGCACAGUAUCGUUAAGGAUUGACAAAUUAUUAGCUCGAGACAGGAGUACUUGAAUUCUAAUUCUUGGUUAUAACCAUGAGGGAGUUACAGCUUCUCAAAAGCAAUGUCAUGCAGCUCAGUUUCCAUAUUCAGGACUAAAGCAAGUACUUAGUAAAGCAGAAAAUGUGUUCAGAUAUAGGUGACAAUGCAAGGAUGAAUUCCGAAAUACUGAACAGGGGAGGCACCCUGAGAAACUAGGACAGCUUUGCAUGGUGAUGGAGGCACUAUAUCCCUGCUUUGCUUAAAAUAUAAAUCCUUUGUCAAGUAGGUAGGACAUCAUAACAUAUAACAAUUAUUAUCUGAUCAAAGACUCUAUUUGAUUUUA
Beta vulgaris subsp. vulgaris (sugar beet) is the source of this 2620-nucleotide messenger RNA. RefSeq names its product pentatricopeptide repeat-containing protein At5g56310. The transcript has a single exon. The record is from RefSeq and is a predicted model, not a curated record. Lineage: Eukaryota; Viridiplantae; Streptophyta; Magnoliopsida; Caryophyllales; Amaranthaceae. Gene Ontology annotation, molecular function: RNA binding; protein binding. Gene Ontology annotation, biological process: RNA modification. Bases 490 to 2073 code for a protein of 527 amino acids.